AUGUCCCUUCCACGUCGACCGACGCGGACGCAGUCGCGCAGACUGUUGUCCUCCAUGUCCCUUCUCUUCCUCGCCUUCCUCGCCAUCAUUCUUUUGUGCCCGGUUUCCGUAAGUGCCGAUGAGGACAAGGCCAAGUACGGCCCGGUUAUUGGUAUCGAUUUGGGAACGACCUACUCUUGCGUCGGUGUUCAGCGCGGCGGACGGGUGGAGAUUAUCGCCAACGACCAGGGUCACCGUAUUACGCCUUCAUGGGUUUCUUUCACGGAGGAGGAGCGACUUGUCGGAGACAGCGCGAAGAACGCGUUCCACUCGAACCCGGAGAACACCGUUUUCGACGCGAAGCGUCUUAUUGGCCGCAAGUACGAUGAGCCCGACGUCCAGCGUGACAUGAAGCACUGUCUCUGUCAGGCCGUUCAAGAUCACACCAAGAGCGGGAAGCCGAAUGUCCAGGUCAAGUUCAAGGGCGAGCUCCGCGAAUUCAGCCCCGAGGAGAUUUCUGCCAUGGUCCUGGGCAAGAUGAAGGAGACUGCCGAGGCCUACCUUGGUCAGACCGUCACCCACGCGGUUGUCACGGUUCCUGCCUACUUCAACGACGCCCAGCGUCAGGCAACCAAGGACGCUGGCACCAUCGCCGGCCUCCAGGUUCUCCGUAUCAUCAACGAGCCCACCGCUGCCGCCAUCGCCUACGGUCUCGACAAGAAGGGCGGCGAGUCUCAAAUCAUCGUCUACGAUCUGGUGCUGGCUACUGCUGGUGACACCCACCUUGGCGGUGAGGACUUCGACAACCGGGUCAUCGACUUCCUCGUGAAGCAGUACAAGAAGAAGACUGGUACCGAUGUCACGGGCAACCUCCGCGCGCUCGGCAAGCUGAAGCGCGAGAACGGCAACGACUUCUCGGAGACCCUCACCCGCGCCAAGUUCGAGGAGCUCAACAUGGACCUUUUCCGCAAGACCAUGAAGCCCGUCGAGCAGGUACUCAAGGACGCCAACCUCAAGAAGGAGGACAUCGACGAGGUCGUCCUUGUCGGGCAGCUCCUUAAGGAGUACUUCGGCAAGGAGCCCUCGAAGGGUAUCAACCCCGACGAGGCCGUCGCGUACGGUGCCGCUGUCCAGGGUGGUAUCCUCGCCGGUGACGAGUCGCUCGGUGACGUCGUCCUCGUCGAUGUCAACGCCCUCACUCUCGGUAUCGAGACUACCGGUGGUGUCAUGACCAAGAUCAUCCCCCGCAACACCGUCAUCCCUACUCGCAAGAGCCAGAUCUUCUCCACUGCUGCCGACAACCAGCAGACCGUUCUGAUCCAGGUCUUCGAGGGUGAACGUACCCUGACGAAGGACAACAACAUCCUUGGCAAGUUCGAGCUCACCGGCAUCCCCCCGUCUCCCCGCGGUGUCCCUCAGAUUGAGGUUACUUUCGAGGUCGACGCCAACGGUAUCAUGAAGAUCUCCGCCGCCGACAAGGGAACUGGCAAGUCGGAGUCAAUCACCAUUAAGAACGAGAAGGGUCGCCUGUCGCCCGAGGAGAUCGAGCGCAUGGUCAAGGAGGCUGAGGAGUUUGCCGCGGACGACGAGGCCCAGCGGAAGCGCAUCGAGGCGCUCAACCACCUGUCGUCGUUCGUGUACGGUCUUAAGACGCAGCUCGCCGACGACGAGGGGCUCGGUGGCAAGCUUGACGACGACGACAAGAAGGCAAUCCUCGCCUCGAUCAAGGAGACGACGGAGUGGAUCGACGAGAACGGGCAGACGGCGACCGCGGACGACCUCGAGGAGAAGCUCGCGGAGGUGCAGAGCGUCGUGAACCCGAUCACGAGCAAGCUCUACUCCAGCGGCGGCGCGGGUGGGGCUGACGAUGACGAGUUCGACCGCUCACACGACGAGCUGUGA
Molecule: messenger RNA, 1881 nt
Organism: Epithele typhae
Lineage: Eukaryota; Fungi; Basidiomycota; Agaricomycetes; Polyporales; Epitheliaceae
Product: heat shock protein 70
Exons: 10
Coding region: 1-1881 (626 amino acids)
Biological process (GO): cellular response to unfolded protein; protein refolding; endoplasmic reticulum unfolded protein response
Cellular component (GO): endoplasmic reticulum lumen; membrane; endoplasmic reticulum chaperone complex
Molecular function (GO): heat shock protein binding; ATP hydrolysis activity; misfolded protein binding
Source: RefSeq, a predicted model, not a curated record